Messenger RNA from Darwinula stevensoni, 713 nucleotides. Lineage: Eukaryota; Metazoa; Arthropoda; Ostracoda; Podocopida; Darwinulidae. The record is from the annotation of a GenBank genome assembly.
AGAUCGUGGACACGUGGACUACGAGCGUAACGUCUGCGUGGAAUUAACCUCCGAAAACCAUCAUGGCCCUAAGAGAGGUUGGAGCGGAGGGGAUCGACGGCACGGAUGAGGUCCUUUUCCCGGAAUUCGUGACGGAAGCGGCCCGACGGAGGACCUUUCGCACCUGGCUCAAAAGCUCGCCGAUUAAGCCACAAGAUCUGGUCGAUGCUGGCUUCUUCUACACCGGUAGAUCAGACCGCGUGAGGUGCUUCCACUGCGGCGAGGGGCUGAGGGCAUGGGAGCCUGGGGAGGAUCCGUGGACCGAGCACGCGCGCUGGUCUCCCCAAUGCGGUCACGUGAUUCGGAUGAAGGGCGAGGAAUUCGUCGCCCAGGUUCAACGUGGAUUCUUGACCGGCGUGGACGAACUUCCCAGUCGUGUCCAUGAGGGACGUGACCAGACCGACUCGGCGAUUCACGAAGAGCAGGAAUUGAGUGGACUGCUAGCACAACUAUGGCCAACGAGCGGCACGGUAGACGAUCCGGAAAACUCGUGUUCCCAGAGGAAAAACGACGAGUUCGACAAAUUCGGGGAAUUCGUGGCAGCUCAGCUGCGAGCGAUGCCCGUCGAGCGCGCCCUUCUCGCUCAGAUCGAGGUGCAGGAGGUCCUCCAGAGAGUCCGGCUGACGCGGGGGCACGUCCCUCUCGCUCGCACUGAUCCUCGACCUUUUCCGUAG